GCUAGAACGUGACAACACUGCGAUUCCGUGAUCGACACACUUUCUAUUGGCGAAUCAUAGCUUUACAAUUCCUUAGCUAGUUUCUACCUAAAGCCAGUGACCCCAGUUCAAAUGCGUCUCUACAGCGGCCUAUCCGGCGCGAACCACCGCGUCUGCGCCUGGAUGAGCCCUGAAUCGCAGAGAUGUGCCGUCACCCGGACCCCUGAAAGGAUCCUUCGCCAGGGGGUGAGCACGGGGAUCUGAAUUACUAAAAAUCGUGCAUGCGUUCUGCAACCAAGUGCCUCUGAUCCCACACCUCUUAUGGGUGCCAGAAUCCCUUCUUUUCUCUCUCUCUAUUCCCCUUUUCCAAAAUAUAUCCUAACCGCGCAUGCACAUCGUACCCGUAAGGUGACCAAUUCAAAGACGGGCAAGCCUCCAGCCUCAACUGCGGACAACUAGCGGCUGCGUCACAGCCACAGGGGCCGCCCUCCUGCUCCAUAAAACCCGCCGGAAGCGGAACCCGCGCGCGCCGUUCCCGUCCUUCUUAGUUGCCCCCGGGCCGCGACCUCAUCCCGCCGCGAAAGUCGUGUUGAGGUUCCGAACCAUCUACGCCCGCUUGCUUUCUCGUGAUCCCGUCCUCGUUCGGGCCCCGAAUUCACCCAGCCCCGGGCAUAACGUCUCGCUUGGCAUCUCUGUACAACGACAAUUCUAGACUUCGGAUCUCUUCGAUCCCGCCCCGCCGGAUCCCCCUCCGAGAGUCUUGUACCCUUGGACCCUUGCUCCUCGGGUACGACCUACCCUUAAAGUGAAGCCAUCUGAUCACAUUUGGAAAUAUUUCGCCGAGCCGCAAUGGACACCGGAUCUUCUGCCGGGGCUGGUGCGGGUCUCUCCGCUGCUGGCGGCGUGGGCGGCGCCAAUCUCCCCAUCAAACGAGCGUGCGAUGCUUGUCGUGCCCGUAAAAUUCGCUGUGAUAGAGAGGAACCAUGUGCUCACUGCCAGCACGCCGGCAUCGAGUGUAAGAACACGUCGGGGCUCAAGCCCAAAGAGAAGAGAACUCGCAUUCUCAUCACUCCUCAAUAUGAGAAGAAGAUAGACUUAAUAGACCGCCGCCUCGACGGCGUAGUCCGCCUCCUCGAAGACCUAAAACUCCAGUUCCCCCUCCAAGCACCAUCAGCAGCACCGUCAACAGCACCGUCAGUCUCGGGAUCAACCGCCACCCCCGGCGGGGGAGCAGGAGGGGUAGUAUCAGGGGGCCCGCCGGCGCCCAUCCAGCUCAAGACCGUGGCUUCAUCAUCCUUAUCAACAACGCCAGCCAGCACGUCCACGCAGCAGCAGCACACGACGGACCCCCUGGUCGAGGGCGAGUCCUCCAUGACGGCUCAGUCCAUCUUCGCCCACGACUUCCUCCGCAAGACCGUCGGCGACGGGUCCUCGGUGCUCGAGAUGCGCGAGACCCUCGACGCCCUGCACUCGCUCGUCGAGGCGCUCCGGCACCAGCCCGCGUCGCACGAGCUGACGUACCCGCAGGCGAAGCCCGUGGCCCGGCCGGCGUUUGGCGACUGCGAGAUGCCGCCCGUGCAGUCCGCCGUCAACAUCAUCCGCGAGGCAAAGGCCCAAAAGACGCUGGGCCUCGAGUGGGUGACGACGUUCCUCCACCCGGACCACUUCACGGACCUGGUCCUCAAGGUCUACUUUGCGCCGACAGAGUUCAACGAGGCCGAGUUCAUCAUCGUCAACGCCGGCCUCGAGAGCCUGUACACCGACAUGACGCAGUCCAAGACGGCGAGCGCGCAGCUCAGGGAGGAGUGCGCCAAGAUGGGCACCCUCUGCCGGGGGAACCUCCAGACCGCCCUCGCCAACCUGCCCCUGCACCUCCCGGCCACGAUGGACAUGAUUGUGGCCCUCCUGUUCGGGGCCUACCACGCAAUGGAAGUAGCAAAACCAAGCCUCGCCUGGACACUGAACGUGGCCUCGGCCCAACUCUGCCAAACCCUAGGCUACCACCGUGCAGCCUCAUCAUCAUCCUCGUCCUCUUCAGCCACAACAGGCACAGAAACAGGCCCAGCCGCCACAAACCCAGACGACGAGGAAUACAAAAUCUUCCUCUUCUGGUCCGUCUACUUCAUCGACAAGUCCCUCUCCCUCCGCCUCGGCCGCCCCUCGACGAUCCAGGACUACGACGUCACGGCCCCCUACCCCUCGAGCGCCAGCAAGAUGCACGGCGCCCUCAUGAGCUACUUCCGUCUGUGGGUCAUUGUCUCGCGCAUCCAGGGCAAGACGUACGAGCAGCUGUACAGCCCCGAGGCGAUCGCGCAGCCGAGCGCCGUGCGGGAGGCGAGGGCGAGGGGGCUGGCGGCGGAGCUGAGGAGGGUCACGGACCGGACGCAGGAGACGCAUUCGCAGUACUUGAAGUCGGCCAUCGAGGCCGUGGGAGAGAACACGAUGGACUUCUUCAACGUGUCGGAUGAGGUCCUGAGGCUAUCGCUGCUGACAAUCAUCUACCGCGCCGUCCCCUCGCCCCCGGGGUCCGCGACGACGUUUGGGACGGAGUGCAUCAACGCCGCGAGGGCGACGCUGCAGCGACACGAGGAUUGCAUGGCCAUCAUGGCGAAGGAUGCGUACUACCUGUUCCCCAUGUACAUGAACUGGACCAUCCUCUUCUCCCCCUUUGUCCCCUUCAUCGUAAUCUUCUGCCAGGUAAUCGAGACGAGCGACACCUCGGACCUCGCCCGGCUCCAGGGCUUCGUCGCCUCGAUCCAGGGCGCAAAGGAGUUCACCGAGGCCUCGGCGCGGCUGUGCCGCCUCUUCCAGGUGCUCUACAACGUCGCUCUCCGGUACGUCGAGAUGCGGAGUCACGGCGGCAUCGGCAGCGGGAACAACAACGGCGUCGGUGGCAACGCCCAGCAGCAGCAGCAGUCGGAGGAGCAGGGCCAGGAGAUGGACAAGUACCUCACGGCGCUCGGGUUCCCUCCCGCGUCUGGGCAUCCUCAGCAGCAGCAUGCGCAGCAGCAGCAAUCGUCGGACGUGGGGUCGGAGCAGAUGUCGGGGAUGACGGGCGGAGAAGCAGAGGACGGGAUGAACGGCGCGGGCGUCGCGGGAUCGGGCGCGCUGAACCAGAUGAUGUGGAUGGGGAACGCGGCGCAGUUGGAGGAUUGGUUUUAUAGUAACCAGCAGAUGAUGGGGCUUGUCGAGGACGACGACUCGUUUUUGCAGUGAGCGGUUCUGGGUGUAGACAUUGUUUGGCCAUGGAAAGGGGUUGGACAUGGCGAUAGACACUGGGUUUGCGACGGGGCAUCAUGGCCGACGGACGGCAAUGUUCAUAUUCAAAAGGCUACAGUGGGAAAAGGAAAUCCGGA
Molecule: messenger RNA, 3335 nt
Organism: Colletotrichum scovillei
Lineage: Eukaryota; Fungi; Ascomycota; Sordariomycetes; Glomerellales; Glomerellaceae
Product: fungal specific transcription factor
Exons: 8
Coding region: 829-3195 (788 amino acids)
Biological process (GO): DNA-templated transcription; regulation of DNA-templated transcription
Molecular function (GO): DNA binding; zinc ion binding; DNA-binding transcription factor activity, RNA polymerase II-specific
Source: RefSeq, a predicted model, not a curated record